UUAUUUUUCACUGAGGGUCACGUAAUUAUUACUUUCAUUUAUAAUUUAUGUAGUUUAGUCAAGCAAUAACAGUGUGUUGAUUCUAAUGAUUCGAAAAGAACAGGUUCAUAAGAGUCAUUUGUACGUGAAUCGAACAAAUCGCGAUGCGUGAGUUCCCAAAAAGAAUCGACACAUACGAACAAUUCUUGCGCGUCCGUUCGAGAGCUGAUGAACGGAUGAACAAGUAUCCCUUCACCGUUGCCUACUUUAUCCUUGACCUUCUCGUUUCCACCUCCUCGCGCGUCCUGCGUCACAGUAGAAGGAAUACAAUCGAGGCGGAGCAGCGCGCUCGGCUUCGUCCUCCCGCACACGCGCAGCAUGGCCACCACGCAAGCGCACGUCUGAACGGUUAGCCAUCCCACAGGCAAAGCGGUUAUAUAGUUAACUGUGAAAGAAACCGGGUGAGCACCCUCUGAGCGAACAAAAUUAUCCCUGGCGCAGAGGUACGACCCGUUCGAGACUCGUGAACACUGUCAUUUGGUCGUGCAUGUCCCUGAGAGCCUGACGUUUCUAUUCAAUGGCUGCCUCUGGCUCCUCCACCACCGUGCCUGAAGGAUUUCACUAUGAGACCAAGUAUGUCAUUCUCAGCUACCUCAGCUUGCCCCCACCGACAAGAUCAAGACCAAGACCCUCACAGAUAGCGGAGGGUAAGGACUCGCACCCACAACUCAGAGAGAGCCAUUCUACACAGGAAGUGGAAAGGGAGCGGAAUAGCAGCCUGAAGAAAGAGAUUGAGAAUCAAAUAAAGCAGCUGGAAGAGGAAAUUGUGGCCUCUUUUUCUAGGACUGGUUUUGAUCAGCUCACAUCCCCAGUGUUCAGUCCAGCCAAUCCAGAAAGCUCCAUAGAAGACAGUCUGGCAGUGCUGGGGGACCGCGUUUCACGGGACCUGGACACGCACCUGUCUUCCGCCACUCACACACUUCUGAGCAGUGAUUUGGACUUUGACCACUUCAGAGCAGUGGUGGAGGAGGUGUCCUCUCAUGCUCAAGGAGGCUGGAGCAAGGUGUUGGUACCUUUAGUAUUGUUACAAGCCCUGCAGAAUGAGGGGCAGCCACUGGAAACUCUGCUACAUUAUGGCUUGCGCUACCUCGAGGAAUUCCAAGCAGACUUCAUUAUUCAGCAGGGAGGAUGGGGCACUGUGUUCAGCCUGGAUGAAGCUGAGGACCCUGGUGUGAUCAUAGCUGAGGACAGUAACGACAUCUACAUCCUGUCAGGUGAACAGGCCUCAGAUCAGCUGAGCCCUCCUGCUUCACUACUGACUCUUGGAGAUAGCAGUGGGCCAGCUUCCUGGCAGACAGAGAGUCUCCCUGUGUCUCUGACAGGACACGAGUCUUGGGCGCAGGUUGGCAUGAUGGACCCGGAAGACGCCAAGAGUCUGGACAGCGCAGAGGGAGUGGCGUUAGUCGAGGAGCAAAGUGAGAACAACUCUUCAAACUCUGACAUUGUCCACGUGGAGCGUGAAGAUGCUGAACUUCUAGAAGAAGUCGGGGAGACAGUGGAGGAAGCGGAGCUGCAGAGUAGCGUUCUUAGCGUGCUGGGCAGUGAGAGUGAACUCGCUGCUGUCCGAGAAGAAGCGCCAACCACAGAGCCAGUGCAGACCGAAACGGAGCCGACCGUGGAAGAGAUCCUUCCACCUCCAGCUUCAGAACAAGAGCUCCCAGCCUCCCCUGCUGCUGCUGCCGCCGCCGCCUCGUUCCCCGUGCCUGAGCCUGAACUUCAGUCUCAGCCUGUCCCAGCUCCUGUGGAGCCACAAUCAUCCCCCCCGCCUGAUCUAGAACACGAAGUGGUCCAAGCAAUCCUGGACCAGGAGGUACUUCCAGAGGUGGAUCUGAAGGUCUCCUCCACGGCCCACGAGCUCCCUUUCCAGACCCCUUCUGAGGUGCAGACGAAGUCAGUGCCACAUCCCGAGUCCUCUGACCUCCCUGUGCUGCUAUACGGCGGUGCUGCCCUGGUGGCCAUCGCUGCAGUAUUGGCCUUUGGAGCGCUGGCCUACAGGAAGAAAUAGUCCAUGACCUCACUCUCUUUUGCCCUGACGGAAGCCCUGUGGGUCACAGUGCGGCCACAAGCUGCACUUUAUGGGAAAACUACUCCUCUUAUGUGUCAUACCAUUUUAUUUUCUGUUCCCGUCGCUUUUAUUUGUUGGCUUAGUCCAGCUUUAUGACCGGAGAGGAUCUUACAGGUGAAGUCAGGUUUCUUUUGUGCUGUAUUAGUAAACAUAGUAGCGAUUGGUUCACUAGGCUGUGACCUAGGUUCCUGGUUCCAAAGUGAACAUCGAGGCUUCCGGUUCAGUAGUCGUUCAUUUGUGUUAGUGAAGCAUGUUUAUUGUCAUAUAUAAAUAUUUGAUUUAAUGAAGUUAGGUUUGAUUUUUAAACACAAGCUUGUGUGAGUGCAUGAUUAUGAUUUUAUCUUAUCAGACAUGAAAUAUUAAAGUGCAAAUCUUCGGAAUGGAUUGUGACCGAUAUUGUCCCAAAAUAUAUCAGUACUUGUACAGAUUACUCGCAACAAACAAAAGCAAAGUAUCCAUGCAUUCUGGAUUUAGACAUUCGUAUUACCAUCUUCAGUAUAUAUUUUGUAUGUAUACUUUUGUAUGAAUUUCCCCUUUUAAAAGCUAAAAGUACAAGCCUAGGUCACAGCCUCAAUUGGGAAACCCCGUCAGUUUGAAAGACAUCUUGUUCAAGGGAUUGUCAUUGUGAACAUUUGUUCUGUUAGGUAUAAAACAUGUUUGUAUAAACUCAUGAAAAUACUACACCAGCACAGUCAAUAUUGCCAUGGCGACAGGGCACCAUUGACUGAAUUUAUCUCAGCAUCAGGAAGUGGAAGAUAUUGCUAGAUGAAAAGUCAUUUAGUUUUCUAAUGAUGUUUCUAAGCGUACAUUUUGUAAUUAAUUGUCCCUAAUUCUGGGUCAGAAGCAAUUUCAAUAAAAUCUUGUGAAAUAUUGAGAAGAGAUUAUAAUGAAACAUUAAACUUGUGGUUUAAUCUUAAACCACGAUUUAGAAACAUCCAAAUGGUUUUGUAAUUCUAGAAUAAAAAGUGAUUUGCUGUUAACGGUCUUUUGCUCAAAUCAAGUGCUGACUUCAGGUUUGGGGAGGGGGAGGGGGACAGAAUGUCUCUUAAAUGUCUUCUGAGCCACACAGAUCAGUCACUGGUCCUUUGCAGUUUUUCUUUGUCUCCUCAAACUUAGUAUUUUCUGUCUUCUGUCUCUGAUUUACACCUUGCCUGUACCUUGUGCUGCUGUUUGUCCUUGAAACCUAAAAAAAGGCCUGCACAGCACAGCCUUGUCACCCUCCUUUUCCUGUUGUGUGCCUAUCCAACAUUUUGGACCCUGGUCAAAACAACAGAAAAUGUAAGCGGAAGUCACGUACAGGCAGGAUUCACCUGUUUUGUCAGUCGUUGGCAAAAAGUGCUUCUUUUUUUUUUUUUUUUUUUUUGCAAGUGAGUUUUUUUUUGUGUCACAGAUGGACAAAAGCUGUGAAAUAAAACUAUUCCAUCAA
Messenger RNA from Puntigrus tetrazona (Sumatra barb), 3530 nucleotides. RefSeq names its product BCL2 like 13 (gene bcl2l13). Lineage: Eukaryota; Metazoa; Chordata; Actinopteri; Cypriniformes; Cyprinidae. Gene Ontology annotation, biological process: apoptotic process; regulation of apoptotic process. The record is from RefSeq and is a predicted model, not a curated record. Gene Ontology annotation, cellular component: mitochondrion. The transcript is spliced from 7 exons. The coding region runs from base 557 to 2044 and encodes 495 amino acids.